UGCAAACCGGCUGUCUGUCAGUGACAAGGGGAAGGAGAGAGUUGACGGUACCAACAUGGCGCUGAGGUUAAAAGCAAUGUUCCAUCCUAAUAUUCAACAGUCCGCGAUUGUUGAGGGGAUAAAGUCACGUCGGUGCCGCGUUUUAUCAACGCCUUUAAAAAUUUAUCGUGUCACUUAUGAACUACUACUACUACUACUACCACCACCACUACCACAUCUCUUAUAUUUAUUUAUUUUCCAAGUUUAACGCCAAGUAAAAUCGUACAUUGACGAGUUCACUUCUACUUCGCUUUCAAUGAAAAUUAUUUAUACGAAAACAGUGACGGCAAUCACACUAUAAACGUGCAAUAAAUUAAAUAUAAGAGAAGAUAAAUAGUAUUGAGAUUAACAUAACGAUAAAAUAAAUUAAUAAGUGUAUUAGAUGUGUUGUGAGUUUUAAUUACUUUCAAACGGAAAUAUCAUCAAGAAGUGGAGAAAUAGGAAGACUUUAAACGUUUGUCGAGUGAUUGAGUUGAGACAACCAACGAAUUUCUGCUCGGCAGAAUGUCAAUUGUCAUGCAGUAUGUAGACCGAUUCCAUGAAAUACUGGAUAAAAAUGCGGAUACUCGGACGACCAAUUGGUUUUUAAUGCACUCACCUUUUCCGACGUUAUUUAUAUGUCUGUCUUAUAUAUAUGUCGUGAAAGUAUUAGGCCCAAAAUUAAUGGAAAAUCGUAAACCAUUUGAAUUGAAAAAAGUUUUAAUUGCCUACAACUUAUUUCAAGUUGUAUUUUCAGCAUGGUUAUUUUACGAGAGUCUGAUGGGAGGCUGGUGGGGCCAUUAUAGUUUCCGUUGUCAACCAGUGGACUAUAGUGACAAUCCAAUCGCGAUAAGAAUAGGAAUGUCCGGAUGGCUGACGGGAGAUUACUCACUAAAGUGCCAGCCUGUAGACUACAGCGACCGACCUCAAGUACUGAGGAUGGUCCAUGCUAGUUGGUGGUACUAUUUCUCGAAAUUCACAGAAUUUUUUGACACAUUCUUCUUCGUUCUUCGGAAAAAGAACCGCCAUAUUUCAACUCUUCACGUAAUUCAUCACGGAUGUAUGCCAAUGUCAGUAUGGUUUGGAGUCAAAUUUACUCCCGGAGGCCAUUCAACUUUCUUUGGUUUACUCAACUCUUUUGUCCAUAUCGUCAUGUACUCUUACUACCUCCUAGCAGCUCUUGGUCCCCAAGUACAACCUUACCUUUGGUGGAAAAAAUACCUCACAGCUUUUCAAAUGAUACAGUUUAUUGCUAUUAUGAUUCAUGCAUUCCAGUUACUAUUCAUCGAAUGUAAUUAUCCAAAAGCUUUUGUAUGGUGGAUUGGACUUCACGCGGUCAUGUUUUUAUUCUUGUUCAAUGAAUUUUACAAGCAAAGCUACAUUGAUAAGAAAGCACACAAACAGGCCAAGGAAGCAAAAAUAGCAAACACCAACGGUACCGCGGGUAACCACAUGGAAAAUGGUAUGUCCAAUGGCGAGAAGCAUACAAUUUCCAAUGGUAGCUCACAAGUAAAUAGGCGAGAUACUACAAGCUAUCAUACAAAAGAUAAGAGUACUGUUGAAAAUGAUAUGAAUCUUCGAAAACCAUACAAAAUUGUAGAAUGACGUGAAUGCUACAAUGGCGAAAUUAAAAAAAAUUAUUUUUAUAAAUCGAAAAAAAAAAUAUAUAUAUAAACUAUGAAUUCUCAUCUACAAUUUAUCGCUCAAUUUUUCCGGUAAAAUCACCGGAAAAUUAUGGUGUCGACGCUUCUUUAUCUUUUAUUGCAUCGAUGCCGAGAGGAAAGAGUUUUACAGAGUUAUGUAUAAAAAUAAGCAUUUUUUUUUAUUAUUUAUUUGCAUUUUUAAAAAAGCGAACAAUGGAAAGGUUAAGUUAACAUUGGCUCGUUAAAGAUAUUUUGAAUAAAUUAAUUCCUCGAUGCAUUUAAGAUUUUUAGUUUGUAAAAAUUCAUUAUACAAGAAAUAGAAAAUUCAAAAAGAUUUUUAGGUUAUAUAAAAGUUUUUCUAUUAAUUAAUUUUUAUAAUUGAAAAGGAAAGAAGAAAUGUAAAAUAUUGAACGUCGAACAUUUACUGACACCAAAAUGACAAAGUAAAAAAACUGUAUAUAUAUAGAUAGAUUUUUUUUCAAUAUUAUGAAUACGAAAGUAAGAAAAAUGUAAUUUAAUAUCGACGAUAUUUGUUAUUAAGAGUAUCUGAAAAUCUUAACUUUUUUAAUUUAUAUAAAAAAAAAAUAAUAAUUAAUUAAUAAUGGCGCGAAUACAUAAUAUUUUAUAAUGUCUCUUAUACGCGGCUCUUGUACAUAUUUGUUACGUAUUAAAUAAUAACUUAAUAACUUUGAAAUGAGCUGAAUACAGUUUUAAAUUAAAUCGUUUAAAUAGGAAUAAUUAUUACGAAAUAUAUCAGAUUAUAGAUGAUGUAUUUUUAAUUUAUUAACAUUUUUAUAAGUAUAUGUAUAAAAAUGAAGAAGUAUCUAAAAAAAAAAAAAAUAAGAUAUGUAUACCUAUGAGAAAGUACUUGAAGUGAUUUUGUUGCAAGGAUCUCAAUAUAGGUAACCUUAUUUUUUUGUUCAUUAAUUUAGUUUUUCGUUCUCAACGUACCUAGCUGGGUUUAGCAUGCUCAUUAAUUUAAUAUUCCAUUUUUUAUGUUAAUCACAAUUAAAAUAACUACGUAUAUAAUACACAUUUAUACUGUUUUAAUAAAUUGGUAAAAAUAGGCUUAAUUUAUUUUGGUAAAUAAUUUUAACUACCAAAAUAUUCAAUAAAUAUAUCAAUUUAAACAA
Messenger RNA from Microplitis demolitor, 2794 nucleotides. Its product is annotated as elongation of very long chain fatty acids protein AAEL008004. Gene Ontology annotation, cellular component: endoplasmic reticulum membrane. Bases 544 to 1623 code for a protein of 359 amino acids. The record is from RefSeq and is a predicted model, not a curated record. Gene Ontology annotation, molecular function: fatty acid elongase activity. Gene Ontology annotation, biological process: fatty acid elongation, polyunsaturated fatty acid; fatty acid elongation, monounsaturated fatty acid; very long-chain fatty acid biosynthetic process. NCBI's taxonomy places the organism in Eukaryota, Metazoa, Arthropoda, Insecta, Hymenoptera, Braconidae. The transcript has 8 exons.